UUUUCGACAUAAAAAAACGAGUUCUGAAAAAUUAAAAGUUACAUAUUCUGAAUCAGCGUAAAAUUCUCUAUCGAAUAAUGUAUAGUAAAGCCGAAAACAAAAUUUUACUUGAAGUUCGAAUUGCUGGUAUCUUAUGAAAUACUAACAUUGUAUAGUGUUGUUGAAUUCUUCCUUUGAGACUCGUUUUGUUUUAAUAACUAAUAAAAUUUGUUUUAAUUUACUCUUUAGUUUCACUAUUUAUCGUACUUUAGAAUCCAACAUCAUCAUCGUCUCGGUUAAUAUCCGAAUCAUCGUAUGUUAAAAUUGAUGAUAACGAAUCUUCUACAGCCGAUAAACCAACGGCGAUUGAUGAAGCCACGACCUACUUAGAAACAAAUCCACUUGUUGUUAAUGAAUCUUCUUUAACAAACGGCGAAAAUAAUGAAACUACUCAAUCAACAGUUCUCACAAUAGAACCAUUUAAUGAAUCAAACUCUUCUCUGCCAACACUAACCUCAUCAACCACAGUGCAACCAACAUCCACAUAUGAUAAAACAGAUAAAGAACAUUCACAACAGUUACAAGAUAAGUAUUAUGAUAAUCCGGUGAAUGAAGGAGAAUAUAUCAAUCCAAGAGGAAUACGAUUUACAACGGCUACAAAUACAAAAGAACCAUUGACGCCUUACGGAUGGUCAUGUGUACGUGGGCUAUUUCGAUUUUUAGCAACAUUAAUCAAUAGUUAUGACAAAAAUAAUACCGAGUAUAUGAUGACAGUAGGCUUAAAUUUAUUAACAGUGGCUCUAGAAGCUGGAGCAGAUUACAUCGCAAAUUAUUCAUUAUUAUUAUCCAUUGUUAAAGAUUUAUUAUGUAAAAAUUUAAUUGGGAUUUUAAACAAUGGUCGUCUUCCAUUAUUCACAUCAGCAUUACGUGUAUCCUUCUUGAUAUUUGAAAGUUUAAGAACACAUUUAAAAUAUCAAUUAGAAUUUUUCAUUACACGUCUGAUGGAAUUGAUUGUUAGUGAACAAUCUAAGAUAACUGUCGAACAAAAAGAAAUUGCUUUAGAAACUAUUGUUCAAUUAUUACGAAUACCCGGAUUACCAGCUGAAUUAUAUCUCAAUUAUGAUUGUGAUCUAUAUUGCACAAAUUUAUUUGAAGAAUUAGCAAAAAUGCUAUCAAAAAAUUCCUUCCCAGUUGCUGGUUUAACAUCAACUCAUAUUCUAUCGUUAGAUGCUUUAUUGUCUGUUAUCGAUCAUAUCGAAUUAGAAUGUCAAUGUCAACUUCAAAAGCAAAAAAAUGAUUCUGCUGCUCAAGGUUUGACACGUCCUGUACCAUCUGGAUAUGCGUUAGCAUUAUCUAUGCAAAAUAUUGAUACAAAUAGAGCAAUUACUCCUCGUGAAUCUCGGCACGGUCCUUGUAUUCGUCAAAAUCGUAUGCAAAUUUCUACAAACUUACCCACACAAGAUGAUUUAAAAAAGAUAAAACAUGAAAAAAAGUUAUUACGUCAAGGUAGUGAAUUAUUCAACUCCAAUCCUUCAACUGGUAUUGCAUUCUUACAAGAAUAUCAUCUGUUAUCUGAUCCUCUUCAACCUCAAGAAAUAAUUAAAUUUCUCAAAGAUAAUCCACUGUUAGAUAAAAGAGUUAUUGGAGAAUAUUUAUCGAAUAAAAAGCAAGCACAUUUGUUAGAAGAUUAUGUCAAAACAUUUAAUUUUGAUGAUAUAAGAGUCGACGAAGCAAUAAGAAUAUAUUUAUCCGAAUUUCGAUUACCCGGUGAAGCACCGUUGAUAUCUAAUUUACUGGACAGUUUUGCAAAACAUUGGAGAUUGAGCAAUAAUCUUCAAUUUGGAAAUGAUGAUGCAGCAUUUACAUUGGCGUAUGCAUGUAUCAUGUUAAAUGUUGAUCAGCAUAAUUCAAAUGUUCGAAAACAAAGUACACCAAUGACAGUAGAUGAGUUUAAACGUAAUUUAUCUAAAAUGAAUAAUAAAGAUAAUUUUGAUGAUAAAAUGUUAACGGAUAUUUAUAAUGCAAUCAAAAGUGAAGAAAUUGUAAUGCCAGCUGAACAUGUUGGAGUUCUAAAAGAUCAUUAUAUGUGGAAAAUGAUGUUAAAACGAAGUCAAAGUCAAUCGACAACGGAUAAAUUUAUUCAUUCUCCAGCUGGUUCUUACAACUAUGAUAUAUUUACAAUUAUAUGGGGACAAACAAUGGCUGCAUUAUCAUUUGUAUUUGAAAAAUCACAUUAUGAAUUAGUUAUUAAUAAAGCGAUGCAAGGUUUCAAUAAAUGUGCUAGAAUCGCAGCUCACUAUUUAAUGAGUGAUGUUUUUGAUAAUCUGGUUAUUUCAUUAUGUAAAUUUACAACAUUAUUAAACAACAGAGAGUGGGUUGAAAAUCUUCCAAUUCAAUUUGGUUUAAAUCGUAAAGCUCGUUUAGCAGCCACCGUUGUAUUUAGUAUUGCUCAUGUCCACGGUGAUAUUUUAAGAGAUGGAUGGAAAAAUUUAUUAGAAUGUAUUAUACAUUUGUAUAAAGCAAAUCUACUUCCCAGUGUUCUUGUUGAAGUUGAAGAUUUUCUUGAUCCAAGCGGAAGAACAACGUUAAUUAAAGAGCAAAUAACACAGACACCUAAAACUGAUAUUGGUUUAUUUAGUUCAUUAGCCUUUUUGUUAGGAGGUAAUGAUAGUCAAAUAUCGUCACAAAAACAGCCCACAGUCGAAGAACAAGAAGCUAUAAAAGUCGCUCAAUCAUGCAUUGAAGAAUGUCAUCUCGAACAAUUGUUACAAGAAACAAAAUUUUUAAUUAUCGAUUCGUUGAAUGAACUUAUUAAGGCACUCAUUUAUGGCUGUCAAGGUCCAGAACAAUUAGCUGGAUCAGAUAUUAAAUUUGAUCAAGAUUCAGCUGUAUUCUGUUUGGAAUUAUUAGUCAAAGUUGUAUUACAAAAUAGGGAUCGUGUUACAUUAAUUUGGACAACUGUGCGUCAUCAAUUCUAUUCAAUAUUAGUAAAUGCUAAUGGAAAUUCAUUUUUUGUCGAAAGAGCAUGUGUCGGAUUAUUGAGAAUAGCAGCAAGAUUAUUGAGAAGAGAAGAAUUAGCAUCGGAAGUUUUAGCUUCAUUACGUAUGUUUUUACUUAUGAAACCACCAGUUAUUCAUCAAUUAUCAUCUGAAAUUGCUUUUGGUUUACAUGAAUUAUUGCGAACAAAUGCCGCUAAUAUUCAUAAGAGUGAUGAUUGGUUUACACUAUUCUCCUUGCUUGAAGUAGUGGGGGCUGGAGCACAUCCACCACCUGUGCUUCAAACAACAAUGAUGAGUCCUCAAACACCACCAAAAACGUUUCUUCAUCAAACACUAUCGAAUUCAAGCAAAUCAACUACAGAUACUGGUGCGCAAUCUGACAGUGAAUGUUGUGCCACAUCUAAUUGUCAAUCUUCAUUAUGUACAGAAGAUGUAAAGGAUAAAGGCUACACAUCGGAUACGGAACUCUAUCAUCAGUCAAUUUAUCAACGACAGGUAUCGGGUGAAACUGACGAUUCCAAUAUCAAAAAGGAUUAUAUUGUGGUAUCUCAUGAUGAUCUAGAAACAAUUCGUACUCAUCAGUCAAUAAUAAAUCAAUAUAAAAUUGAUUUAAAUGAAAAAUUAAGUCGACAUGAUCGUCGUGCACUUAUUAAAUGUUGUGAAACUCUAACAUUCCUUGUUCGUGAUACGGCUCACGUAACUCCAGAAAAUUUUGAAUAUUGUAUUCAUUGUAUUAGAACAUUUAUUGAAGCAACUGUUAGCUCAAAUCAAAUUCAACAACAACAAAAAAAAGCACAACAACCUCUUUCUAAGACAACACAACGAUCAAAGAAACGUCAAACAGCAAAUGAUCAACUUUCAAGUUCAUCAUCCUCUUUAUCUCUUUCGAGUUCUCAAAAUUUUCAACAGCAACAAUUUCAAACAACAACAAAAAUUCGUCAGUCAACCAUCGAUUAUGACGAAGAUGAUGAUGAUGAAACGAUAAAACAAGAAUAUCAGUCAUUAAGUUUACAACUAUUAGAUUUAAUGCAUACUCUUCACACGCGUGCAUCAUCAAUCUAUAAAUCAUACUCAGAGGAGAAGAUAAAAUCGACACACCAGCGUUCUGAUCAUACGACAACUUCAUCAAUACUUUGGUUUAAAUGUUGGUGUCCUAUACUACAAGGUAUGGCUCGUUUGUGUUGUGAUUAUCGUCGUCCCGUUCGUUCAUCAGCUCUUAAUUAUUUACAACGAAGUGUUUUAUUGCCUGAAUUACAUAUACUAUCUGCACAAGAAUGGGAAAGUGUAUUUAAUAAGGUUUUAUUUCCACUUUUAUUAAAAUUGUUAGAAUCAAUUAAUAUUAAUGAUUUAUAUGGUGUAGAAGAGACACGAGUUCGAGUAUCGCAGUUAUUGUGUCGAAUAUUUUUACAGCAUUUAACACCACUCUUAACACUACCAACAUUCACUGCACUAUGGUUAACAAUACUUGAUUUUAUGGAUAAAUAUAUGAAAUCAGAUCAAACAGAUAUGCUUCGUGAAUCUGUUCGUGAAUCGUUGAAAAAUAUGCUGUUAGUUAUGCAUACGACCGGUCUAUUUAAUGUCGGACAACAGUUAACCACAAUAUCAAAAGAUCGAAUUCAUAGUUUUCUUCCUGGACUAUGGGAUGAAGUGUUCAAAAUGUCUCCAUCACCAUCUAUAGUACAAACUCUUCAACAAUCGACAUCUCAAACGGAUAAUAUUUCUCAGGAAACAGUAACAAACUCAAAUGAGACAUCAAGUGUAAUGUUGAAUAAUGUAACACCAUCUACAUCAGAGGAGGAAAAUACAACUUCUGCACCUAUUACAACGAUUGAUAAUACAGUGAAUGCUUCUUCUACUUCUUCGACUCAACAAUCACAAAGUGCCGGCAUUAAUCGAAGUGUGCAAUCUCAAAUUCAAGAAUUGUGA
Didymodactylos carnosus is the source of this 4904-nucleotide messenger RNA. Lineage: Eukaryota; Metazoa; Rotifera; Eurotatoria; Philodinida; Philodinidae. The record is from the annotation of a GenBank genome assembly.